CAAUGUCUGUCUUGUAACACCUGCAGGUAUUACAACCCAUUGAUGUAUAUAUAUAUGUUUGCUCAACCAGCUCCCUACUUCACCACGGUUUUUAAGCCUCUUCCCACUAAUUGCUGGAACUUAUAUAAAACUUGUGUUUAUAUUUGAAUUUAUGUGCUUAACUUUAAAUCUUUCGUUUUGGAUUAAUAUUGUUGACAAUUGCAUGCUCUUGUUUGUGGGUUGUUAAAACCAUGGAGAAGAUGAGUAAGUUGAUGUUCAAUGGGCCUAUUGCAUGUGCCUCAUUGACAUACUUUCUUUUAGCCAUGGCAUUGGGAUAUUUGUGUUUGUUUCACAGUUUUCGCCCGGGCAUUCAUAUUUCUGAGAUUCCCAAGUACUCUGACGGGUCUAAUGGCACAUGCAAUGUCUUUGAAGGAAGUUGGAUGUAUGAUGAAAGUUACCCUUUAUACGAUUCCUCAAAAUGUCCAUUUGCAGAACGUGGAUGGAAUUGCUGGGCUAAUGGGAGGAAAGAUAAAGGCUAUGCAAAAUACAGGUGGAAGCCCAACAACUGUGACCUUCCAAGGUUCAACGCACUUGCAAUGCUUGAAAUGUUUCGUGGGAAAAGAAUUGUUUUUGUGGGUGAUUCGUUGGGCAGAGCACAGUGGGAGUCUUUUGUUUGUUUGCUCAUGACAGGAGUGGAGGAUAAGAAGAGUGUGUAUGAAGUGAAUGGAAAUAAGAUCACCAAAACCAUCAGGUUUUUAGGCGUGCGGUUCAGUUCCUUCAAUCUUAGUGUUGACUUUUAUCGAUCGGUUUUCCUGGUGCAGCAUGGCUCUGUGCCAAGCCAUUCACCCGACUGGGUGAGGAAAACGCUUAGACUCGAUGAGUUGGAUGAUAUUAGCAACGAGUGGGUUGAUUCUGAUAUUCUCAUAUUUAAUUCAGGCGGCUGGUGGACAGAGAGUAGGUUAUUUCGUGAAAUGGGCUGCUUUUUUCAGGUGGGUGAUACAUUGGAUGUCGGGAUGCCAGUCACAACAGGCUACAGAAAAGCAUUAGACACAUGGGCAUCUUGGGCUGAGACUGCAAUCAACACAUCGAGGACAAGAGUGUUCGUCAAGACUUUUGAAGGCGGCCAUUGGAGUGGUGAAAAUGGGGGUUCUUGCAAAGUGACUCAACGCCCUUCGCUAGACACCAAUGGCAGAGACAGAAACGAGGUUUCAGACAUCAUGAUCCAAGUUGUUGGGAAAAUGAAAAUUCCUGUGACAAUUCUGCAUGUUACCUCAAUGUCUGCAUUCCGCAGUGAUGGACAUGUGGGCAGGUGGAGUGACAAUCCAUCUGUACCUGAUUGUAGCCAUUGGUGUCUACCUGGUGUACCUGAAACAUGGAAUCAACUUCUCUUCUCAUUUCUCCUACCCUAGAUUGGGCCUCCCUUUCACAUUUUUGUGCACAAAGAGGUGUUAUUUAUCAUCAUAUUAUCAAUCGAG
Molecule: messenger RNA, 1454 nt
Organism: Corylus avellana
Lineage: Eukaryota; Viridiplantae; Streptophyta; Magnoliopsida; Fagales; Betulaceae
Product: protein trichome berefringence-like 7
Cellular component (GO): Golgi apparatus
Molecular function (GO): O-acetyltransferase activity
Source: RefSeq, a predicted model, not a curated record